Messenger RNA from Nakaseomyces glabratus, 3735 nucleotides. It is a transcript of the gene SIP3, whose product is annotated as Sip3p. NCBI's taxonomy places the organism in Eukaryota, Fungi, Ascomycota, Saccharomycetes, Saccharomycetales, Saccharomycetaceae. Gene Ontology annotation, cellular component: endoplasmic reticulum; plasma membrane. The record is from RefSeq and is a predicted model, not a curated record.
AUGGCCCCGUUAGAAGAACAUCACAACCAGCGACAACUGCGACUUAUUUCUGUUGCUUUUAAGGAGGCAUCAAUUGAUUCGCCAUCUUUCAGAGCUACAGUAAAUUUCUUCCACACAAGAGUUGAUAUUUUUGAAGAAUGGAUAGACAAGUCCAUGGCUUUCUAUGAGAAAAAGUAUACACAUUCAUAUGAUGAUUUCAAAAGAACCCAAAAUUCACUCUUGUCACAGCUAUUACCUUCUCCAUCAAUGUUAAGUAGUGGACUUGUUAGCAAUCAGGGAUAUACACCAAGCUUGGUAAGUAACUUUUUAUUUGAUUUUACGGAAUACUCAGAAAGGAUAAUUAAAGCUCUUAAAGGUAACGAUAUAUUGAAUUCAACUCCGUUAUCUGAAUUAAUAUCUGUUGCUAUUGAUCCGUAUAAGGCCUGCCGAAAAUCUUUUGACUACUAUCAGACAAAAUAUGAUUCCAUGCUUUCUACAUUUCAAGCUGCUAACAUAAGGGAGGUUAGUAUUGAUCCAGAGACCACCAAGAAUGAUACGAUCCAUAUUUUUACGCUACAGAAAAGCUACAUACAAGCAUCUUUAGACCUCAUAGAGGCCAUUUAUACACUGCGGCUACAAAUUGACAAAUUCUUAUUGGAUACAAUGAAUAAUAUGAAAUCGGACUCAAUAUAUUCCCCAAAGGAUGGUUCACGACCACUUGAUCUGAUGCCUUCCAUGAAUGAAUAUAUGAAAGACUACACCAUGUGGGUUCAAAAUGCUAUAGAUGGUGCUAGAGCAUUGGAACGUGACAUUGAAAAUGCAAAAAAACAAGCAUAUGAAUAUACCUUGAGUCAUAUUACUCCAUCAGAAGAUAUUAAUGAUUAUGAUAUAAGGACUAUUUCCACAAAUACAUUCGUCGACCAAAAUAUCCACAUAAACAAAACACCAGAAAAGAGCGGGUGGUUAUUUAUGAAGACAUAUGUGGGGACACCGAGCAGAGAAAUAUGGGUGAAUAGAUGGUGUUUCCUGCAAAAUGGUGUGUUUGGAACUUUACUAUUAUCACCUUCAAAAACAUACGUAGAAGAAACUGAUAAAUUUGGUAUAUUUUUGACAAAUAUUAGAUACAAACCGGAAGAAUAUCGAAAAUUUUGUUUUGAAAUGAAAAUAUUCAAUGGUAAUAAUUCCGCAUCACAGGAUAAAAGGAAGAUGAUCGAGUUAGUCUUUCAAGCUUCAAGCUUGAAAGAGCUAAAAUCAUGGAUUAACGCAUUUGAAACUACUCGAAAGGUUGUCAGCCAAUUAGAUAAGAACAGUUUGAAUUAUGAAAUUGCUUAUAAGAGAUUCUCUCCCAAAUAUAUUGAAUUCGCAUCUAGUACAACGACAAAAAUCGAUCAACAAAUAACAACUUUUGAUGACACAACCGAGUCGUUAUUCCAGAAGUACAAAUGUGCCUUUUCAGAAUAUGAAGUGUUAUCAGUUGGAAGCGAAAAAAUAUUCAAUUUCCAAACAAUAAUAACUCCAAUUUCGACGAAAAUGACGAACUUAGCGUUUUUAGCUGAUAAUUCAGUGUAUGGAUCAUACUGUACCAAUGCUGUGGUAGCAAACAUAUGGGGUACGACUUACUGGAGCGAUUAUUCUCUGAUAUUGUCAACUGUCCCUAUGAAUGAGGAGAGAACUACCUCCAAACCGACAACUCGUUUGGUAUCUCCUCAUGAUAAGAUUAUCUAUCCCAAAUUCUAUCCAAAUGCCAUGAAAUUUUAUGACUUACAGUUUAAGAAUUUAUUCUUUUCCAUUGACCAAAGACUAAGCAAAAUAACAGAGGAGUUUCUUCUUUUCAAAUUCGAUGCAUUCUGGUGCCCAAAUAAAAAACAGAAAUUUGCUUCUACUUGCUACUUAACACAAUACAACCUUUACUCAUUCAUUAAUUCUGUUGGAUUUAUUUGUCUAACUAAAGUCAAUCUAGAUGACUUAGUUUCAAUCGAGAAAGACAAAGCUACACGUACACUAAUAAGAAUAUAUGACUCUAGUGGAUUGCAGCUUCGGGUAAAUGUCCUAUUUACAGAUCCUGAAGCAGUGGCCUUAAAACUCCAAUAUCUACUAGAAAAGAAGGCUUCAGGGACCAAUGAUUCGAUAAUGGAAAUCUUUGCUAGAUUCUCAGAAAUUGAUAAAGAAAUGGAGGAGAAGAGAAACUUGGAAAGAGCCAAUUCAGAUUCAUCUGAAUCUGUUUACGAUAGCCAACUCGUAGGGAGUAAACAUGAUCAUGAGCUAACAUUCUGGAAUAUCACUAAAGAGAGCGCUGAGCUAUUAAAUAAAAGAAAAAUGCUACAAAAAGAAAGUAGUGUAUACUUUAGUCACAAUUAUGACAUUCCAUGUAAAGGAUUGAUGCAUUUACUGUUUGGUGACGAAUCUCAAGCUUUCCCCAAAUCACUAUUUUUAGCGAGGAAGAAUGGAACUCAACAUGUAAACUGGUACUGGAAACAGAAGCGUACUAACAAAACGGGCGAUGUAAUUCUAUCCAGAAAAAUUGAGUUUGUUGUCGACAUGACCGAUAACUUUCUAACAACUAGCAAAUAUUCUGAUAAUAACGUAGAGGAGUUGUCAUUAGAACAAAACAUUGUGAAGGCAAUUGAUAAUAAGUAUUAUGAGAUUGACCAAACACCUGUCAGAAUUAAACUACCUUUUGCAAGAAUUAUGAAAAUCACUACAAAGUAUAUUAUCAGUGAAGCAUAUGAUCCAGAGAAGUCUACUUCAGAGAACAAAUCAAAAUCACCACGAAAUGGCUCUUGCUUUCAAUUGUUCUUUAAUAUAGAUUUCCUCGAUUGUAAGUCAGGGAAUCCUGUGAAGGAUCUUCAUUUCCUAGAGAGAGUAUAUUUAGACUGGGCUAUACAUUUUGCUGGAACUGAAUUCUUUCUUUUUAGGAAGGUUAUUAGAUUUUACUUAGAAAAGAUGGGCAAGCAUGGUAAAGUAAUAAAAGCAAUGAGAUUAUGCGGAUUAAUCGGAGUUUCUGAUGAAGCAACUAAUGAAACAGAAAAACAUGAAGUAAUAACUGAGAAAGAUAUAGGUACAAACAAGGAUGUAAAUGUUGACCCCAUUGUUGACAGGAAGCAAUACGAUGCCCGAUACACACUAAAUAUUAUCAGCAAAGUUCUUCUCAAGAGGCUUGUUUACCGUGUUUCAAAUCUGUUUUUUUUCUUAUUCAGAGUUAUUAUCUCAUUAUUCUUGGGAUCAAGCACUGUUGUCCAGAGUUUAAACAGAUACUUGCUAUUUGGACUUCUGUUAUCCAUUAUUGUGAAUUUAUAUCUAUCUGGACGUAGCACCCUGAAUUUCUGGUCUGUUCAUAACGCAGAGAAAAAGUUCAAUAAUUUUAUGAGUGAUUCCGGUAAGUUUACAAUGCAAAGAUCAAUCAAGAUUGAUGAUCUUGACUUAUUAACCGAAUAUCUUGCCAUCGAUGAAAAUAACAGAGCUUACAAUAAAUUCCAAGAGUAUUUACACGAUAUCGAUCAUGAUUUCAAAUACAAAACAACAAGAAAGGAUCUUGCUGUGAAACGUAACGAAUUACUAGUGGAACUACGUAUUCUCCAGAACAUGGAACGAGAACUUGUACAAGGUGAAUACAAACGAUUUUUACUUGAAGAGGUGGAUAGAUGUGAGCAAGCUUUAAGAGAAGUACCAGACCUUUUCACAAACGAUGAAAACAUAAAAUCUUAUUGCGAAAACUGCAAUGACGAACUUACGCGUGUUUCAAGACUACUGCUUUGA